UGUGUAGUUCACGUACUGUUUUACAUUAGUUCAUCCAUUCUGUGAAUUCCUUUCUCUAGGCUGAUGCUCCCAUGAUCAAUCGUUUUUUUCGUUUAAAUAGAGAGAUUCCAAGGAUGAUGACAAAUUCAUUAGUCCUCUUAGUGGGACUUGUGUGCCUUUGCUGCUGUGCAGAAGGGACAAAAGUAAAAAUAAAAGGACAGCACAUGAAAUACAAGAACCCUAAAGAGAAAAUCAAUGUUCGCGUAGAGGACCUUCUAGCCCGGAUGACACUAAAAGAAAAGCUUGGCCAGAUGGCGCAAGUAGACCGCGGAAAUAUCACAGCCAAGGUCAUGAAAGAGUACAAUAUAGGCAGUGUACUGAGUGGUGGAGAGAGUGUGCCGCGAACGCAGGCUACUGCGCGGGAUUGGAUAGACAUGAUUAACAAGUUUCAGAACUGGUCACUUGCAAGCCGGCUUGGAAUCCCUAUGAUUUAUGGCAUUGAUGCAGUUCAUGGCCACAAUAACGUUUACAAGGCCACAAUGUUCCCGCAUAAUGUUGGACUUGGAGCUACCAGGGAUCCAGAACUUGUGAAGAGAAUUGGUGCUGCAACUGCUCUUGAAGUUAGAGCUACUGGCAUUCAGUAUUCAUUUGCACCAUGUGUUUCAGUCUGCAGAGAUCCGAGAUGGGGUAGAUGUUAUGAGAGUUUUAGCGAGGAUCCGAAUAUCGUUAAACAAAUGACUGAUUUCGUAAUCGGAUUGCAAGGUGAAAUUCCAGCUGGUUCACCAAAGGGCGUUCCUUACGUCGGUGGAACGGAUAAGGUAGCGGGCUCUGCAAAACACUAUGUGGGUGACGGCGGCACUACCAAGGGCAUCAAUGAGAAUGACACUGUCAUUGAUUGGCAAGGAUUGUUGAACAUUCACAUGCCUGGUUAUCCCGAAGCCAUAGCCAAGGGUGUAGCCACUGUCAUGGUGUCCUACUCCAGCUGGAACGGAGUGAAGAUGCACGCUAACUAUGACCUCGUCACCAAAUAUCUCAAGGACACCCUUAAGUUUAAGGGCAUUGUCAUCUCUGACUGGCUGGGUGUUGACAAAAUAAGCAAUCCCCCCUUUACAAAUUAUUCUAACGCAGUCCUUCUUAGUAUUCAAGCUGGUCUAGACAUGAUCAUGCUUCCCUACAAUUUUAUAGACUUCGUCAAGUUUCUAACUGAACAUGUGAACAACAAACGUAUUCCCAUGAGUCGUAUCGAUGAUGCAGUUAGGAGAAUUCUGUCAGUCAAGUUCAUGAUGGGUCUGUUUGAAAAACCCAUGUCUAGUUAUGAAUAUAUUCCCCGGCUUGGAUGCCAGGAGCACAGAGAUUUGGGAAGGGAAGCUGUAAGGAAGUCACUUGUCCUUUUGAAGAAUGGCAAAACACCAACUGCACCAUUGCUGCCGCUCCCUAAAAUGGCCAACAGGAUUUUAGUUGCUGGAACUCAUGCCAACAAUUUGGGCUAUCAAUGUGGUGGUUGGAGUCUUACUUGGCAGGGAGUUAGUGGCAACAACCACACUGUUGGAACCACCAUCCUAGGUGCCAUAGCAAGUGCAGUGAACGAGACCACAGAAAUUGUCUUCAGUUUAAAUCCUGACCCAAAUUUUGUCAAGGCAAACAAGUUUGAUUACGCCGUAGUUGCUGUUGGUGAGCUUCCUUACGCUGAGACAAAAGGGGACAGCAUAAAUUUGACAAUUGCAGAACCAGGUCCAAGCAUUAUCACCAACGUAUGUGGCGCGGUCAAGUGUGUUGUUAUUGUAGUAUCCGGCCGUCCAGUUGUGAUUGAGCCCUACCUUUCGUCGAUGGAUGCUCUUGUGGCUGCAUGGUUGCCUGGAACUGAAGGCCAAGGAGUGGCUGAUGUUCUGUAUGGUGAUUAUGGAUUCACUGGAAAGCUUCCUAGGACUUGGUUCAGGAGAGUAGAUCAGCUCCCUAUGAAUUUUGGUGAAAAAAAUUAUGAUCCCGGCGCUAAGCCAGGUCGGGCGAAUUAG
Prunus mume (Japanese apricot) is the source of this 1991-nucleotide messenger RNA. Lineage: Eukaryota; Viridiplantae; Streptophyta; Magnoliopsida; Rosales; Rosaceae. The record is from RefSeq and is a predicted model, not a curated record.